AUGGCUGCCCUUAAGGGGAUUUUCAACUACCAUCCCAAGUGUAAAAGGAUUGGCUUAACCCAUCUUUGCUUCGCGGAUGAUCUCCUCAUCUUUUGCAAGCCCUCUAUUGACUCCAUUAGUGGCGUCAAAGCUGUGUUGGAAGUUUUCUAUCUUAUGUCUAGGUUGAAGCUCAAUAUUAGCAAAAGUGAUAUCUUUGUAGCCGGUUUAACUGUUGCUCAUUGCAAUGUCAUCAGUGAGGGCACUGGUUUUAAACUAGGCAAGCUCCCUGUUCGAUACUUGGGGAUCCCUUUGGUGACCAAUAAGCUCACGGAGAGAGACUGCCUUAGUCUUAUUGAUAAAAUCAGAGCUAGGUUGAAUUUGUGGGAAAAUAAACAUUUGAGUUUUGCUGGCAGGCUUCAGUUGGUGCGUGUUGUCCUGUUUAGCCUAGCAAAUUACUGGUGUAGGCAAGUUAUGCUUCCUCGGGGGGUAAUAAAAAAAGUUGAGCAUUUAUGUUCUCGGUACUUUUGGAAGGGUGAUGAUCUUCCUGCUAAGGGAGCUAGGGUGAGCUAG
Hibiscus syriacus is the source of this 549-nucleotide messenger RNA. RefSeq lists its product as uncharacterized. The coding region runs from base 1 to 549 and encodes 182 amino acids. Lineage: Eukaryota; Viridiplantae; Streptophyta; Magnoliopsida; Malvales; Malvaceae. The transcript has a single exon. The record is from RefSeq and is a predicted model, not a curated record.